AAUGCCAUCGCAGUACGUUCGAUGCACUCGUGCCGACAGGAUCGUUGAACUAAAGCCGCGAAACCCGAGGAGGGGCCGAUAAUAAAAACACUUUUUUAUGUUACGCAACAACGAGAGCGAGGUUCGUCGCUGGCUGUUCUUUGUGCUCGCGCGCAAGUCACUUGAAGAAAACAAGGCGUUAAAGUGGCGCAGUCGGAAGCAGGAUAUUACUGGAGUGAGAGACUGCUUAAAAGAAGUUAAGAUAAAUCACGAAAAGAUUGAAGAAGGCGAAAAAGUGAUGAUAAUUUAAGUGUGAAAUCGUGGCGUGGUCGAGAACAAGCUCAAGAAGAUGCAGGCUAAUGUAGAGCACUUCCCAGUGGCGACGACGACGACGACGUUGGUUCCAAUGGUCGUUGGAUUGGAUCGCAUCAGCGGCUACGGGAUGAUGGAGGGCUAUUUGCCGAAUUACCCAACCGACACGUCCCUGUACCGCAGCUUUAGUUCCUCGGGCGACACAAGCCCAUCGUUCACGGGUCACGACGGCAGCAGUCUCAAUUACAGUUCGAGUGUUGGCGGCGGCGGUCUCGUUUCGUUCACGGAAAUGAUGAUCGACGGCGAAAGCUUUGUUCCGGUGCCCGCAGACGAUAGCUAUCUGGAUCAACGACUUCUGGACGUCGGCGUCGAGCACGCACCCAUAACGACCACUCAACCAAAUGACUCAAUCAAGCCGCAAAUCACCUCCAGCAAGUCCAGGCGCCGAAAAGCCUCCUCCACCUCAAAUAAAUCAACAAAACUAGCAAAACUAGAUCAAGACCAACCCAACCAGUCUUCAACUCCACCGAGCCCCACAGUGGUCCGGAAGCGUCGCUUAGCGGCCAACGCUCGCGAGCGGAAACGGAUGAACAGUUUGAACGUGGCCUUUGACAAGCUCCGCGAGAUCGUCCCGUCGUACGCCCCCGAGCACAAACUGUCCAAGUUCGAGACGCUCCAGAUGGCCCAGACGUACAUCAACGCGCUCAGCGAGAUGCUCGAGAAGGGAACCGAAGCCGAUGCGUACAGUCUGUUCGUGGAUGAUUCGGACGAAACAGGGGUGACAUCGCCGGAAGAUCGCCGAGAGGACUCUGGCCACGGUAGAAGCGGCAGUGAUAGCAAUAACAACGGCCACAGCCAGGACCAGAAUGUGGUGUACGAGAUUCAGAGAUAUUAUGAAGUGGAUUUUAUUUGAAUUAUGACCUCAACAGGAAGUGUGAGACUGUUUCAGAGUAGAAUUAAUAUAUGCACCAAAUAUGUAAAAAUCAAGCCAAAUCUAGUCUUAAGGCAAAUCGAUGAUACUCAUUCGGACAAUGACACGCACAUCAAUCAAACUUAUUAAACAAGUGUACUAUUUACAACAAUCUUA
Culex pipiens pallens (northern house mosquito) is the source of this 1378-nucleotide messenger RNA. RefSeq names its product transcription factor atoh8-like. The record is from RefSeq and is a predicted model, not a curated record. NCBI's taxonomy places the organism in Eukaryota, Metazoa, Arthropoda, Insecta, Diptera, Culicidae. Gene Ontology annotation, molecular function: protein dimerization activity. Bases 329 to 1204 code for a protein of 291 amino acids. The transcript has a single exon.